AUGGGGGUCGCGUUCGCUGUGGAAGUUCAUUUUGAAAAUAAAGAUAGUGGUUUUUUUCUGAAGCAUACAGCACGAUGGAGUGGAACAGGUCCACCGCCCGAACCAAUGGGUACAGCUCUUCCCGGUGCUCUUCUUUCACUUGAUCGAUUUACAGUUCUUCAAGGUUCUGCCCCUGCUUCUGUACGGGCAACGUACGGACCGUUUUCUACGAAACAAACAGUUCCGGCUCGAUACGCAGUACCCGAUCCUCUUGAACCACCUCGAAGGAAUGCAACUUUAGUUGAAUUGCAAGAUGCGACAGCCCACAGACUCGACGUGUCGGCACAUCUUGUAUUUCGAGAACUACCAAAAGAUGCACCUGUAUUAAGAGUUUUAUUUCAUACGGGUGGAGAGGGAGGUGCUCGACGAGCAGCGGCGAGGCCACGUCGUGUUUGUAUUACUCUCCACGCUAGUCUUGGCACUAAAACAUUGACUGCGACUUGUGGGCCUGAAGGCGAAGAAGGAGCUUGUUUGGCAGAAUUAACUGUUCCAGCUGCAUGGUGGCCAGCUGAUGGCAAAGGAAAACGUCCGCCGAGAACUAUGAAAUUGGCUUACAGUGCAGCGGAAGCAAGUAGUGGUGAAACUGGAGAAGGAAUAUGUGGAAAAGUAUCUGUGCAACCAGCGUGGCCUUUGGGCACUGUGACUUUGUCUGGAGCUCGCGCUGGUUACAGAGAAACGCGUGCUGGAGACACAGCACUGUUGUUACCUAGAGCGCCUUUAUACCCUCACUUUAGGCUACAUUUGCCUUUCGUUAUACGACGUGAAACAAGUCCUUCAAUAGGCCACGUUGUUAUCAGGAUGAAAGUAAAAUCUGGACUGAGGUUGGUGAGUGUUACAUCAGCGAGUUCUCACUGGGCUGUGACUGCGGAAGUAAAACCACGCGCUGCGACCGUCACUGCAACGCGUCUUGAACAACCCUUGCGUGAUAAUGAUAACCUUGACACAGAUGUGGAAGAAAACACUGGAGCUGGGGGACCUGGCUGGGAAGAGAUCCUCACUUGGCUGGUGGAAGUUGGUGCGGAAGGUGAAGGCGAUGCAGAAGGCUCAGAAGGUGAAUCAGGACGUGGAACAGCUCGUAUUAGCUGGUCUGCAAAAGUGUCUUCAUCGCCAAGCGCUACUUCGACUACUGAAGAAACCCCUCAUGAACACAGAGUUAAUACAAGACUUGAUAUAGAAAAAGACGAUAUUCAAGCUGUGCUUCCUAUCUCAAAGAAUUGGGAAGUGUUGAAUACGGCUGUGUUAACCGGGAGACAGGUGUCGCAGGCUAUGAAGGUGUUGAUCGUAUCACAGGCCGGUCAGGUGGCUGACGUCACGCUGCAGAGCUCUUGCCAUUCCGAAGACGAGAGUGUACUUAAGGUAUCAUCGUCGUGCAGUUCCGUGUAUGUAGAUGGAUCGGAAAUCCGAGGCUCCUCAAACGCUUCCGUUAUCGUAAAAUAUGGUACAUACACUGGCUUGGCGAGAUUUACAGUAUGGAUGCCGGAGUAUCCCCUCGAAAUUGAUGUUGACGAUAACAGACUAUCACAAAUCAAAGGCUGGAAAGUAUCAGACGAGUCGAAUGCUAAAGACAGAUUAAGAAGGUCUGUGUCGUCCCGGGGGUGGGGCGGCUCGAGGCCCGACGCCCCCAACUCAUUGACGGAUCAGCGCUCUUGCAGACUUAGAUACCAACAAAGCAAUGUUGAGGUAUACGCCCGGUUCCUCGCGAAGGAUCAUGACUCUGGACGUGUAUCGUACUUCGUGUCUCGACGAACGUGGCUCAAGGUGACGGAGCUCGUGCUCUCAUUGAUGCGUGUGUCUGAUCCUCGUAUUGCAUCCCUACGCGACCGCGUGCUUCAAGGUCGCAGCCCUGGCCGCACGGAAGUACAAGUACUCUCACCUAUUACUGGGCGAGUGAUUGGUCUUCGCGAAGUACGUGUAGUUAAUGAUAAAGUGUCAAUAUCUCGUCUGUUAGUCCGCGUUAUCUCUGGUCUUCAAUUAAAUAUAUCGCCGGACACAGCUAUUGAAAAUGGCUAUGUUUCUGAAACAACAGUGACUAGACGUUUAACAGCACAGUAUCAGGAGGGUUUGUUGGAUAUAGAUAUUGAGUUUUCCGAUGGAAGCCAUACAGCUUUGCGGGACGUGGCCGUAUCUGACUAUUACCUGUUGGUAGAGAGUUUGGACACAGAAGUUGUGGCCUUCGCGCCAAUGUUAGCUUCUCGCCAUCCGCGUGUUAUUGCUGUUGGAGAAGGCAGCGGCGAACUGCUCAGAGUAACGCUUCUAACUCCAGAGCAAUGUCGUUCUGGUCCGCUACGUCGAGUCGCUUUGCCGGGUAAGGGCGAUGCGAAGACUCCCGCAAACAUUAAGAAUAUACCGGGAGCUCUGGCGACUGCGGCGGCCGGGGUCGACGUGGACUUCAGCGGGGGCGACGCGCCGCAACGCCCCGAUACGCCACAGAACGACGACAUCAUGGCGCGGGGCGGCGUCCGCACGGGCAUGUCGGACCUUAGCGACGUUCUUAAAGGAUUUUCUCCGUUCAAAGAUGAAAACAAUCACGAGCCUACAGUACAAGCGCAACAAUACGGUUCCAUAUUUCGAAGUAACAACGUUCUACAUCCAAGGCAGCCACCUCCGAACAAUAUGUCACAGGUUGAAAUAGGCAUGUUCGUUUUGUUGGGAGCGUUCUGCUUUGCAAUAAUGAUAUUUGUGGUGUCCUGCGUGGUGUACGCCUACCGCCUGAAGCCGGCAGCGGAGGGCGGCGCGUGCACAGCGGCGGAGGGCCCGCGCCUGCCCGGCGCCGGCCUCGUCGGGGCCUCGCUCGGCCUCGCACGCGACAAGCCUUCUCGAGACUCCACUACCAACGCGCACGACUGGGUUUGGCUUGGACGUGCAACUAUUGAAAGAAACGGUAAUCGUCAACCCACAAACGCGGACCGAAAUUCAACUCACCCCGUCGACAAAGGCAACAACAAUCGAGAGAUGAGAAUCACAGCGAACCCUCUAAACUACAACUAUGUAGACCCGGAUGAUGCGAUACGCGAGAAUGGAAACGUAAUGGUGACCAGUUUCGACAACCCUAAUUCGAUCGAGCUUCCAUCGCAAAACGAGAAACGCGAACGAGUUAUUGACUCCACGACGUACUGCAAGAAAUCUGCAAGGCACAAUCGUCAAAACUCCGGAGACGGUCAUUGGCAGAUGGAUACCAGCAACGAAGGCGACUAUCGACCUCCCGUACCUCCCCAUAGAAACUCUUCAACGCCACAACCUCAAGUCCCUGUACCACCUCGAAAUUCCAAAAUUUUGCCAGAGACCGUUAUGCCACCUAGCCGACGAAGCCAAUCCAGAACUCAUCACAAAAAGCACGACCGCGAACACGAUUCCAAACGCUCUCCGGAAAAUGGCCGACGCUCAGACCGAAUUAUUGAUUUAAACAGAAUGGAUGCUCCGUAUAUGUCAAGUCGAGAUAUCAAGGAUCAAUACAAACGCGACUCAUACCCCUUGCAAUUACGAAACGAAUUUGACGAUAACCCCGUAGAAAAACUCACAAACAAAGACGACUGCGCUAAACUAUUUGAAUUUGAUAAUGACGCUCCACUUAUCAUGGAAAACAAAGAUUAUAGAGAAAUCGUGGGACUCAACAGAGGAACAGAUGAUUCACGGCGUACUUUCGUAAAACCCGAAAGCCCUGAUUAUAUGCAUGACUCUGGAAUCGGCCUACCAGAAGUACAAAUGAGACAUAAGUCAAAGAAUAAGGAAUCUAACACUAAAUGUGACUUCGUCGAACCUCCAAAUCAAACAAAAGGUAAUUUGACACACAUUUGUAAUUAUCUCGUUAGGUGGCAGUUCCCCAGAAGUGAAGCGUGCAACAAUCGUCGGGAACCCGAUGUACUCCCGCAGAGAAGGUGAGCUGCGCCCCGACGCCCCGGUGGAGUCCCUCGGUCUCGACGACCUCCACAUGGACUACGAUCAGAUCAUGCACUAUUUCCACAACCUCAAGGUAUAAAUCGCCACACACCGUCCCACCAUGCUUCUAGCGUAGACGUUGCUGUGUCGCUUGCAUCGAUACCCGCUCGAGCACCGGCCAAGACACAAAUUAUAUCAUAUCUUUUAUCGUAUUUCGAUGUUUCGAUGUACUCUCUUAUGAAUGAUAUAGCCUGA
Melitaea cinxia (Glanville fritillary) is the source of this 4170-nucleotide messenger RNA. It is a transcript of the gene dtn, whose product is annotated as transmembrane protein 132E. Lineage: Eukaryota; Metazoa; Arthropoda; Insecta; Lepidoptera; Nymphalidae. The transcript has 20 exons. The record is from RefSeq and is a predicted model, not a curated record.